Molecule: messenger RNA, 2658 nt
Organism: Aspergillus chevalieri
Lineage: Eukaryota; Fungi; Ascomycota; Eurotiomycetes; Eurotiales; Aspergillaceae
Gene: AFG3
Product: ATP-dependent metallopeptidase FtsH/Yme1/Tma family protein
Exons: 2
Coding region: 1-2658 (885 amino acids)
Biological process (GO): protein-containing complex assembly; mitochondrial protein processing
Cellular component (GO): m-AAA complex; membrane
Molecular function (GO): metalloendopeptidase activity; zinc ion binding; ATP-dependent peptidase activity
Source: RefSeq, a predicted model, not a curated record
AUGGCCACUUCAAUACUCCGGCGGCCAGGCAAUCUUGCCCGAUACUCGAGAACCGCAGCAGAAUGCAUCCCUCGUGCACGCCCAAUCCUCACAUACACCCGCCAAUCGAGACUAUCAGCUCUCAUCACCGCGCACCGGAACACAAGAUGCUAUACCACCGGAGGCCCCGGAGGGCCACCACGUAACGACCAGAACGGACAAAACAACCCCGGGAGAAAGCCCGAGAACGGAGGUGACCCGAAUCGGGAUAACAAAGGGCCCGAGGAGCCUCCGUCGAAACUGAGCAAGGAAGAGCAGGAGGGGCUGGAUAAGCUGAUAUCGAAUCUGAAGGAGGGGGUGCCGCCGUCGCAGCACCAGUUGCUGGAUGAUAUUCGGACGGUGUUGAUGAGUGAGGGGUUACCGGAGGAGGUGAGGGAUUAUAUUGCGGAGCAUGUUCGGUCUGGGCGGGUGCCGUCGCUUAUGGAUUAUGUGAAGUUCACGCGUUAUGUGUCGAAGAAUAUGAAGACUUAUGCGGCGAAGAUGGAAGAGUUGGAGAGGAAACGAGAGCAAGGCUUGAAACCGGAGGAGGCCGAGGAGCAGCAGAAGAAGGAGAAGGAGCAGGAGGGAGAGCAGCAACAGCAGAAGCAGCAGAAGGGUAAGGAUCAAUGGAAUAAGCCGCCAAACUUCAGGGUCCUUGAGUUCCGAUUCGAUCCCGUUACGACUUUGAUUAGCACGAUGUUGGCAUAUUAUGUCUACCAGAGCUUCUUCCCCGGUGAAGGCAGAAAGGAGAUCACAUGGCAGGAGUUCAGGGCGAAUUUCUUCGACAAGGGUCUUGUGGAAAAGUUGACCGUCAUCAAUGGUGCUCGUGUCCGGGUUGAUCUCCAUCGCGAUGCUGUGGCCAACGUCUACCCCGACUCCCCAGCAAGCGAGCAAUCCUUCCAUUACUACUUCACCAUCGGAUCGGUUGAGAGUUUCGAGCGCAGACUGGAUGAAGCUCAGAACGAAUUGGGUAUUGCCAGCAUAGAGCGGGUUCCCGUCGCCUACCAGGAUGAAGUUUCUUGGCUUGCAACCGUUGCAUCUUUCGGUCCUACCCUUUUGCUGAUCGGUACUUUCUUCUGGUUGUCGAGACGUGCUGGUAGUGGAGGUGGACAGAGUGGAAUCUUUGGUAUUGGGAAGAGCCGUGCUAAGCGCUUCAACCAUGAGACGGAUAUCAAGACCAAGUUCUCGGAUGUGGCUGGUAUGGACGAGGCAAAGGUUGAGAUUAUGGAAUUCGUCAGCUUCCUUAAGCAGCCGGAGAGGUUCCAGAAGCUGGGUGCUAAGAUCCCCCGUGGUGCUAUCCUCUCUGGUCCUCCUGGUACUGGUAAAACGCUGCUGGCCAAGGCGACCGCUGGUGAAUCUGGUGUCCCGUUCUUCAGUGUCAGCGGUUCGGAAUUCGUUGAGAUGUUCGUCGGUGUUGGUCCCUCUCGUGUCCGUGACCUUUUCGCCAACGCGCGGAAGAACACGCCCUGCAUCAUCUUCAUUGAUGAAAUCGAUGCCAUCGGCAAGUCGAGAGCCAAGCAGGCUUUUGGCGGCGGCAACGACGAGCGUGAGAGUACUCUCAAUCAGAUCCUUACUGAAAUGGACGGUUUCAACACUUCCGACCAGGUUGUUGUCCUGGCUGGUACCAACCGACCGGACGUUCUUGAUAAGGCUUUGAUGCGUCCUGGCCGUUUUGACAGACACAUCUCUAUUGACAGGCCGACUAUGGAUGGCCGCAAGCAGAUCUUCCGCGUUCACUUGAGCAAGAUCGUUACCAGUGAGGACAUGGAAUACUUGUGUGGUAGAUUGGCGGCUUUGACUCCGGGCUUUGCUGGUGCUGAUAUUGGAAACUGUGUUAACGAGGCAGCCCUUGUUGCGGCUCGUGAAAACGCCGACAAGGUGGUCAUGAAGCACUUCGAGCAGGCUAUCGAGCGUGUCAUCGGCGGUCUGGAGAAGAAGUCCGUCGUGCUCUCACCCGAGGAGAAGCGCACCGUCGCAUACCACGAGGCCGGACACGCCAUCUGUGGCUGGUACUUCCGCCACGCCGAUCCUCUCCUCAAGGUCUCCAUCAUCCCCCGAGGCCAAGGUGCUUUGGGAUAUGCUCAAUACCUGCCAGCCGGCGGAGAUACCUACCUUCUCAAUGUCAACCAACUCAUGGACCGCAUGGCCAUGACCCUGGGCGGCCGUGUCAGCGAAGAACUCCACUUCGACACCGUCACCAGCGGCGCCAGCGACGACUUCAACAAGGUCACCCGCAUGGCAACCGCCAUGGUAACAAAAUUCGGCAUGUCCCCCAAGCUCCGCUACAUCCACUACGAAGAAGACCAGCAGCAAUUCCAGAAGCCCUUCUCCGAGGAAACAGCCAAGGAUAUCGACAUGGAAGUCCGCCGCAUCGUCGAAGAAGCCUACAAGAAGUGUCACAACAUGCUCGUCGAGAAGAAGAAGGAAGUCGGUAUGGUUGCGGAGGAACUUCUCUCCAAGGAGGUUCUUUCGCGUGAUGAUCUUAUCCGCCUCUUGGGUCCCAGACCUUGGCCUGAGACGGGUGAGUUCGCGAAGUACUUCGAUGGACGCACCGUGCAGCCACCAGAGUCUCCGCAGAUGCCGACGGAGGAGCUUGAAGGGAAAGAUGGGAGAGACCAGACUCCUCUUCCGCCAUCAUGA